UGUGUUAGUGUCCAUCGGCACACGUGCACGCGUCUAUGUGUGCAGGCCCACUCAUGGCAGCGGACUAUGACGGCUCGUAGAUUUGACAGCUAGCUCAAUGCGGGUUCAGACGUUCAUUAUACGCCGACCGAUGUAAUUUUCGUGAAAUACUUGACAGUUUUAUUUAUGUACGAUAAAGACAUUAGUGUUGUGACGUCGCCUCUACAUGUGACAGUGUUAAACAUUGAACUUAAAUUUUGCGCGAACUUGAACUUCAGUGUAUCUUCGGAGUCGGAGUCAGCCCAUUCGACGACUGAUUUGUGACAUGCCCGGUCUCAAGGAGCAUUUAUGAUGGUCACAAUUAGAUACGGCCCGUUGAAAAUCAGUUCGAGGGGUAACGGAAUGAAUAAAAAAUCAUCGGACGUUUUGCAAUAUAAACUAGACGGAACAAAACUACAUUCCAUGCUAAUAAAAUGUAAAUAAAACAAACUCUAAACUAAAGUGCCUUGAAGACAAUAAAACAAAACAUGUCAAAAAAGAGAUUCGAGGAAGAAUCAGAUGAGGAGACACCGUCCGUCAACACCGAGCAGUCCAUCAGUGAGACCGAUAGCUGUUGUGUAGUGAAUGGAAUCCGAAGUGUUUGUGUAGUGACUAAACUGUGAUAGAUAGUGUCGGCCCGAGGGGCCGAGAAUCUGCAACGGAAGAUACGGACGCGAGCCGCGCGGGCUGCGGGCCCGCGAUGAGCGCCAAUAACUGCGACAGUAUGACCUACUUCUCCAACGCAUACAUGCCAGACAUGAGGAACGGUGGCGGCCACGAACACCAACAAGCACACGCGCACUAUGGCGCUGUGCCACAACAAGGCCAUGAAAUGGAGGGCUGUGACCAGCAGCUCAGGCCGGCGCAGCACCAUUACCCCGCGCAGCCAGCACCUGGCAUGCCUUACCCUAGGUUUCCACCCUACGAUAGACUGGGUUACUACCAACAGAUGGAACAAAAUGGCUAUCGGCCCGACAGUCCAUCUCAAAUGGGGCACAUGGGUCCAAAGACAGCAGAUGGAUAUGGGCCCAAUGGUCACCAGCCUCCAGCGCCAGCGGUGUAUACGUCGUGUAAGCUACAAGCAGCGGCAGCAACAGCGGGAGGCGUUCCAGGCAGCCCGCCACUAGAACAAGCACAGCAGAUGCCUCAUCACAUGCAUCCACAGCAGCAUAUGGUGCAGCAUGGCGUGCCGCAUCAGCAGCACCUUAUGUACCCCGUGGACGACAUGCAGCACCAGACGCAGAUGCCUCCCAUGCAUCAGCAGUCCAUGCACGCACAACAACCACCUCCACAACAGCCCCCGCCAAACACUAACGCCUCGCUGCCCAGCCCCCUAUACCCCUGGAUGCGAAGUCAAUUUGAAAGGAAGCGGGGUCGGCAAACUUACACCCGGUACCAGACGCUCGAGCUGGAGAAGGAGUUCCACUUCAACCGGUACCUGACGCGGAGGAGAAGGAUCGAGAUCGCGCACGCGCUCUGUCUCACCGAGCGCCAGAUCAAGAUCUGGUUCCAGAACCGCCGCAUGAAGUGGAAGAAGGAGAACAAGACCAAAGGCGAGCCCGGCUCCGGUGACGAGCCGGACAACAUGAGUCCGCCCACCUCGCCACAAUAAAGGCCUCUAGCUUAGUUCGCGCGGUCCAAGCUAGGGGUGACUUGUUUCAGAUUUCUUCGCCCGAAUCACAAACUCCGUUCUCAGCGUUUUAUUUUGUGUAUACGAAUUAUGUUCGAUGCUUCGAACACAGAUCUGAAACAAUACGCCCCGAGACCGAAGUUACUAGAACAGUUUAAUUUGUAUAAAUUGUAUGUUGGACUUUUCAUGAUAAUAUUACAUUAUAACUAAUACGUAACCUAGUGAUUUCGAGUAAUGAUAGUGUGAUGAAGAGAUUUUUACAGUUGUUAAGUAUAAAUUAAUUUAUAGAAACAAUCUCAAUACCAAUAAUUACCAAAAACGCAGUGUAUAUGAUUAGUAAACUGCAUCAUUUAUGUGAUUAUAUAGUUGAAUAAUUAUCAUUUUCUCGGUAUUAACUAUUGAUUUGCGAUCGGCCACAAUGUUUGUAUAAGUUUUUGACAAAGUGCUUGAUACUACAUGUUUCACAAUAUUUAUUACAUAGCGACUCUAAGUUGGCAACAAUAGCAUUUUGGUAAGACAAAAGAAAUACGGAAAACGUAACGUCCAUAAUUUAUUGUUGUAUACGUAUCGAGCAUUGUGUCAGAAGUUAUGUUAAACUAUCACAAAAUUCUAUAAUAAUUUUGAAUCACAAAACCAUAAGGACCUCUUAUAAUUAACCAUUGAUAAGAAGGCAAUUAGUAUCCAUAUUGUUAUUAUUUAAUAUAUUUGAUGUUUUAUUUCUUAAUUAAGCUAUCUAAAUACUAUUCUGUACAUACAAACAUAAUAAUUUUUAGAUUAUAUGAUGUACAAUUGUUUUAGUGUGAAUAAUUAAUUAUUGAGAUUAAUUUGGGAAACAACGAUAUUAUUCGUGGUUUUGUUUUUUGCGGUAUGAGUGUUUUUUUUUUUAAUUUGUGGAUCGUCUCUUUUUUUCUUUACUCGUAACUCGUAGUGCGGGAAGGCCAGUUUACAAGUGCAAUGUAUACGAUUUUGAUGACACAUAUACGUAAUUAAUACUGAUAAUAAACGUCAUAGGAAAUCUAUUAUUAUUGUAAAAUGUUACGAGAUCGAAGCUUAUAAUUUAGAAAAUACUAAAUGAGAGCAUUAAAGAGAUAUUCUUUGAAAUUCUAUUGUGGGAAGUUUUGUGUCACGUGGGCUCAUCUUGGACACGUUGGGAGAAAAUGAUAUGAAUGGGAAAGGUCACUUAUUUAUAAUGAAACAAAAGUUACCUUCAAUAUUGUAGGUGCAGAACUUGAUACUUUGAUUUAUAAAUCUCUUGUGGAAUGUAGGUUCGAGGUUACAGUUCACAGUAUACCAAAGUUAGAAAAUAAACUGGUGUUUAUACGAACGAAUAUACGUAGACACGGAGGCGCUUGACGUUUCAAGUAUAACAGUAAUACAUCAUUUUGAAAAGGUAUUUUUAUAAAAUCAUUGAUUAAGAAACCCGAUAUACGUAAAAAAAUAUCUAAUAUAUAUACUCGUAAUACGUUAGUUUUACGAAUAUUAUUAUUAUAAAGAAAAAUUGGCGAGUGAUAGAAAGGUUGAUCUUGUCAGGAUUCAAGUUAUACGUUUUUUCGUAAUAAUGUAUAAAAAGUACUAUUUGUAAAUUAUUUUUCACAUAGAUUGUAAUUAGUGAAUGUUUUUAAUAAGAACUCAGUGAGCAGGUUCUAUAAAUAUUUUUUUUCUCUUUUUUUUUUAAUUUUGUGCUGUGUUCGUUAAGUAAUGUAAAUUGUAAUAAUUGUAUAUUGUCGAUAUAUUCAAUAUUUAUUUAUUGAUUCGCUAAUUAGGUUCGCUUACGUUUUCUUCAAUUGCAAUUGGGUGGUAUAUUCGACAACUGUCUGGCUGGGAUGCAUUUUGUUGAAUUAUUUUUAAUUGCUCAAUUCACAUGUUUGUGUUUUAAUUUUAUUGAUAGAAUUAAGUGCAGUAUUUUAAUUUGUUGUAACUUUUUAAAAGUACAUUAAGUAUGGUAUAUGAACGACAUUGUCCGUUUGAGAUCCUCCCUAGCAUUAAUAUGUAUCAGUGCAAUGUUACACAAAAAUUUCAAUCCCUUGCCAGAUGGAAACAGUGAGUUUGAAAUGUAAAAUUUUAAAUUUAGUUUUACUUUUAAAAUUAAGUUCUGAUUCUUAAGUCUGUCCCUGAAAACGCAAAAAUUAGGUCUUUAGAAUGAUAUUGGAACCUAAUUUCAACGAUUUUAUUUACCAUUUAUGUCCUAUCGAUUCAAAAUUUAUGAAGUAUAACUAUAAUUAGUAACAUAAUAAGGUUAGGCGAGACGAUAUUGUCAUAAAUAUAUAAAUACAUGAAAUUAAUAAAGCAUAAUGAUUGUAC
Spodoptera frugiperda (fall armyworm) is the source of this 3949-nucleotide messenger RNA. It is a transcript of the gene Antp, whose product is annotated as homeotic protein antennapedia. Bases 719 to 1630 code for a protein of 303 amino acids. The transcript is spliced from 3 exons. Gene Ontology annotation, biological process: negative regulation of transcription by RNA polymerase II; anterior/posterior pattern specification. Gene Ontology annotation, molecular function: RNA polymerase II cis-regulatory region sequence-specific DNA binding; DNA-binding transcription factor activity, RNA polymerase II-specific. Gene Ontology annotation, cellular component: nucleus. The record is from RefSeq and is a predicted model, not a curated record. NCBI's taxonomy places the organism in Eukaryota, Metazoa, Arthropoda, Insecta, Lepidoptera, Noctuidae.